CGUUUGAUGCGGUUUUUCAUUUUAAUUUGGAAAUGAAUUGUGGCUAUAAAAAUUAAUCGUUUAUCAUCCAGUUUAAACGACAUGAACUCAAGUUUCAUUUAAUUACGCAGUACUAUAACGUUUUCUCAGUCCGAUCCGACAUCAUGAAAAGGUCACUGCCUUAUAUGUUUUAUGGAUCUGUUGUUUUUACGAUAUUAACGCAAGUACACGGGGUAAAGCGAAUAUGGAAGCCACGCAAUGAUUUCGACAGCGUGAGAUCAUGGAGUAACGGACAAUCUCCAUGUUUUGGAGACGAAGCAACGCUGGCGGAAAACAGUGUCAUGCUGCUGGAGAAGUAUCACGCCUUAUCGACACUGAAUCUGCCAGCUGAAGGUGAAUUGAUUAUGGCCGAAGGAAGCGUUUUGGAGAUUGUCGACGUUGCGUCGUUUACACAGCAACGAGACAAAUAUCUGGCGCGACAAGCUGAUCCGGCUCCACCAGCUUCCUGUAGGCAAAAUUCGGGUCCGAAGAAGGUUUCGUCCAUGGUCACAAGCAACAGCUGGUAUGAUCCGAAAAACUGGAAACUGGAUGAAGACGAAAGCAUCGCCAGCGGAUCGUACAGUGUGCUGGAUUCGGAGCGCAUUCCUUGCAAUGGCGACGACGUGUACUUCCCAUCUGGUCAUACCAUCCAAAUUACGAUGCCGUCAACAUUGCUGAAGCCCAUAUAUCUGCGAACAUUCAAAAUUGGAUCCUUGUCGAUUAAUCAGGACACUAUGGGGGAGUAUUUUUCCAAACCGGAAGUUUCUCUCAUGUUUUCCACCGACAACGAGAGCAAUCGGUCCAUUGCGGCCGCUCUGGCGAAAGAUUCGGAUACGGAGAAAAUGGGAGUACCGUUCAUGAAGAUUGGUGAAGAUGAACUGGCGCCGGUCUGUGAUGUGGAAUACGGAUGCAAAUGUGGGAACGAUAGACGAGAGAUUAUGGAAAAGAUUUGUCCAUUUCUGCACGAGGAAACCAACAAAACAGCCCACAUCUCUUGUGCUAAACCAGUCUACGCUGUAGGAAAAUGCCAGCCAUUUUGCGGUGCAGUGGUGACAUUUUUACCGAAACAGAUGUAUCCAGCGCUCCACCAAGUGGACAACAUUCUGCGGCAGUUACCAUCCGGAUACAAAAAUUCACUGGACAUCCACACGACGGUGAUGGACGAUUUAUCGAUCCAGACGGUAUUUAUGCACUCUCGACUGAUCGACUGGGAAGACAAUGAACCCACCUAUACGGCAGCGGCAGCUGCCUAUUCUUUCUUUGACAAACUCAAGAAUGGCACUGAACCCGGCGAAGUCAGUUUUGUGGAUGAGAACACUUUAGUUUUAGUGGUAUCCGACACUCCCAAGGCAUCUGCCUCCGUAUCACAAGCGCACACAGCAUCAGCGUCCAAAAGCGGGAUUGUAGCGGCUGUUGUAGCAACGGUGGUGAUCGUCAUCGCCAUAAUUCUUACUGCACUUUUUGUGCUUUGGCGGAAAAGGCGUGGACUGGGAUUUGGAUUUCGCAGUCUGGAAUCCGAUGCCAACCGCGAUACUCUGGAAAUGGAGGGAGCUGACUUCCAAAAUCCUUUGUUCCAUGCCGGUACGGCCAGUUUGACCCUGCGGAGUAAAAGUGGCAGGGCGCGGCGCAAAGGUGACCGCACGCAACUGUUGGAAGACGAUACAAAUGGUUUGUAUGAUGUUGACGAGCCGGAUUUGUAUCCAGGAGAUCAUUCCGAAUGGCAGUCAACUUCCACUUUCGGCCCUUACUCCGAACCAACAUCGGAAGCAGAAACAGAGUUUUCCUCGCGCACUCUUUAAUAUGGUUUGUCUUUUUUUUAAUUGUUAGUGAAUAUAGGAGUACUGUAUAAUAAUUCGACAACAACACAUGGUUUUCACUUGCAGCGUUAAAUUCAAUCGAAAAAACUGUCCAGAUACUAACCGAAAUACUGUGUUGUGUUAUCUCCAUUUACAGUAAUAAAUUAUUUGCAAUUGUUGCGAGAAAAUCUGAUUGACUUUAAAAUCUGCAAGUACUGUGGGCACUGUACAUAAAAUGUUAAAAU
Molecule: messenger RNA, 2059 nt
Organism: Paramacrobiotus metropolitanus
Lineage: Eukaryota; Metazoa; Tardigrada; Eutardigrada; Parachela; Macrobiotidae
Product: protein amnionless-like
Exons: 13
Coding region: 144-1817 (557 amino acids)
Biological process (GO): intracellular protein localization; receptor-mediated endocytosis
Cellular component (GO): endocytic vesicle; apical plasma membrane
Source: RefSeq, a predicted model, not a curated record